AUGGCCGAGCAUGGACCCAUGCUGGAGCCAUACACGCUCGCCGCGCCGCCAUGGCGCCCAUCUAUGCAUACGGAUGUGUCCUUAGGGUAUCCCGGAAUCUGGGCUCCCACACAGGCGGAAGAACUCACUUCACAGGCGGUGCGCAGCGGCGUCACUUUUGUGCCGCCCGUACUGAACGAAUCGACGAGUGUGCAGGAGCAGAUCUACGAGCGAUUAUCACGUCCGGGCUCUAUACACCUGCUCAAUACGCUAGUGAAUGGCGUGCGUGAUGUGCGGCGUGCGCGGCGUGCGGCAGAUAUCACCGCGCACGAAUUUCGCCUGCCGCCGCGCGUGACGCUAAACGACGGCAAACUUGCCGCGUACGUCCGCGCACUUUCGGAUCCCCUUGUGCCGCUCGCGCACCUGGCACGGGGCCUGCCGUAUGGAUUUCGCGGAAUGAAGCUACUGGACAUGCUCUGGCAGGGGCCGCAGCCCGAGGUGGGCGUCGCUUCUUGGCGCCAAAACUAUACUGGCCAAGGCAUUCCCAUCCCACGGGCCAUGUGGUUCAUUCACGCCAUUGGCGCAUGCGAGGUGCAGACACAAAAAUGCAGCGCGGUGCACUAUACGGAGGAUUGGACCGCCGCCGUGCUUGCGUGGCUCACGCAGCAGCUCGACGUCCUUCCGCACGACGAAGCGGCGGAACAAGGCGCGAUUCCCGGCGUACAAGACGCGUCUGUAGUGCAUUGGACCAACAAGUGGUCGUAUGCGCUAGCACUUGUUCAAGCGAUGCGCUCUGAUUCGUUGCUCGCCGACGAUGCGUACUUGCGCUGGGUAGUGACGCAGCUGCACGCAUCGCAGGGAUGUACGCGCGCCUGUAUGCUUCAGAUCGUAUGCACUGUGUACAAAGAUCUAUUGGCGCGUGCGUGCCUUGGUGUGAAUCUCAUCGCGGCACUCUCUACGCCGCACACGUCGCCCACGCGCGCAUGGUUCGCAGAACAAGAGGCCAGUCUCCUCCGGCGAUGCUACGAAACGGAGCCGCGUGCGUUUGUGGGCAUGCAUCUGUGGACGCCAACGUCGCGCUUGCCCGUCCUGCUUGGGACGCUGGAAGCGCCAUUCUACCCCCCCGAGGCAGCGCAAAGCCGGCUGCUCGAAGGCGCACUCGCGCCACUCCUUGCAUCCUCUCGCACGGACAGCGCAGUGGCGUGGGAUGCCGUCGCGAUCCACUUGCUCGACACGGGCGAGCAAGACACGACCACACUCUUUCUGCGCUACUUUCUUCCGCCUGGUAUGCUGCCAGACGUGGAGCGGCGCGUCUCGCUCCUUCUCACAUGGGCGUGCACGCUUGAUCGCGAUUAUCCCGGGCGCGUAUACAUUGCCGUCGAGCUGGUGCGCCUUUUUGACGCGUGCCAAAACAACCGGCUUGUUUUGCACGACGGGCGCCACGUUGCAUGGCCGGCCCAGCGCUAUGCGCUAUUUGACACCAUUGCACGCUGGAUAGACACGAUCGAGUCUGCAGACGCGCCAGCGCAUGCAAACGCCGAGCUCGGCGCGCUCUCUUUGCCGAGCGUUGCACGCUUGCUGGGCGCGCUGUGCAGCGCCAAUCUCUUUAGUUUUGUCCGCUUCUUCCAGCGCCUGCAGCUGCGCGGCACCGUGUGCUUGGAAACGGAUGCGCCGCGCACGCAGCGCACCAGGACACACAUCCACGCGCGCAUCUUUUGCAGCAUGCCCAUCCACCACGUCUCGGACACGGUAGUGCAGCAGCGCCGCGUUGCCAUUUACGGCCAGUGCGCCGCGCAGUCGUACGAAGAAGCGACAGAGCAGCGCGCAUUUCGCGAGGUAUCGCAAACAUUUCCAUGGCUGUGCCAUGCUCUUCCCGAGGAAGAGCACAUCGCGUCGCCCGCCUCGGCCCCGCCACCGUCGCCAGCGGCCAUGGCACCACCAGACAUGCCCGCCCUUCCAGCGUCCCCAUCGUUUCCCGACAACGCAUCGCCUGUGUUGGAUGCGCUGCAGCUGCGGCAGAAAGUGCCGUACUUGCUCUCUGCAUCGCCGUACGUCCAGGACAGGAUAGCACAGCGCAUCGGCCCCGUGCUCACCAGCGAAACAGCACGCGCGCCCACAGCCGACGAAUUUUGCGAGAUUGCCUCGAUGCUGUGCGCUAUCGAAGCACUUUCCACGCUGGCAAACCUAUGCCUCGCACUGCUCGACCGCCACGUCGAGCCUUCGUGCGUGGUGAGUGUAUGCCAUAUCCUUGCCGCACACAGCCGCACUUGGGAUGCAUUGCGCAUCACCGAUGCACUCGCCGCGCACGUAGCGCCGCACGCCGUGCACGAUAGCUCUGCGCCCGGCACAUCUGUGCGCGUCGUCCACUCCCGCGGACGGAGCAUGGCCGUGGCGUCGGCGCGGGGUGCGUUGAAUGCCAUGGGGCGCGGCGACCUAGAAGAAAAGCUGAUGCCUGCGCGGCCCGUGCAUGCGACAAUGCUGGCCGCAGCACACGCACCGAGUCGGGCGCUACUUUGCGGCACAAGUGGUGAAGCACUCGACGCUGCGUGUGCCGCGCUCUUGGCCACCGUGCCGCUCGACGAUGCGCCCAAUGCGCUCUGGCAGCACGCCUUGGACAUGGCCAGUGCGCCGGACGCACAGCCAUUUUCGCCCGCGAUUGUCGCGUGCAUUGCCGCGGUUGCGGGCGCUGCAGGCGUCCGUCUUGCGGUGCGCGACUGGAUACGCAAGCGGUACGCUCUGGACGGUGGCGCGGCGGCACCGGCAUCGACGGCAUGGUGCGCCUUGGUCGCUGGCAUGGUGCGCUUUGGUCAUUUGGAGCUCGAUUCCCUCCUGCACACGCUCUCUGAUUUUGUGGCAGAGCACCGCGACGCGACCACACACAUGUUUUGGUCCGCGUGUGUUGCGCUGUCAGACACGCUGUUCUGUGCACAUUCGAGCUCGGCAUGUGGCAUCGCCACGGUGGGCGUCGCGACGUGGCACGAUUUGGUGUUGCAGCGCGAUAUGCUUGUGCGGCGCAAUGCGCUGAUGCCGUGGGUGCUCGCGGUGCGCCAUGCGCCAAGCCUUGCAGCGCGCCUUGCGCCGCACGCCGAGUGGCUACGCCUGCAGUGGCGCACCCACCCUGGUGCAUUUUUGCACGGCACCGACGCAGCGUCCGAGCAUGUAUUGCGCGCCGCGCACGUUUGGAGCGCGUCUGUGCUUUUGCGGCAUGGGACGCCGGACCAGAUUGCAGACGCGCUGGAGCGUGUGAGCCCUUGUGACGCUGCGUGGUCGCUUGCCGAGCUGCGCUUGGUACUGGACACGGUCGAGCCGGCGCGCCUUGCGGAGCUCGUCGAGUCGUUGAUGCCGUGCCUUUUGCCUGCGCCUGCCGCGCUGCAAGGCGCGCGCGACGAGCUUUUGUUUGGGUUUGGCGCCCAGCGCAUGGUGCACGACGCGCUCGCAAGCACCGCGCUCCGGCGCUGGGUUGCGGCGCCGGACGAGGAACAAGGCGCCGUUUACAUCCAUGCGAUGGUGCGCCUGGCCCAUGCAUGGCGCGGCGAGCUCUACUGCGACGAGGCGAUUUUGCUCGAUGCGCUGCGCGCGCUCGACAAAGCGCUCGAUGCUGCACACGAGCCUUUGGCCGUGCUCUUGUUCGUGCUCCGCUGUGAUGCAUGGCGCGCAAACGGUGUGUUUUCACAGGCGCUCCGUGCGGCGCUCUUGCAGCUGCUUCCGCGGCUUCUCCGCCUUUGCGAAGAGGCCGGCGGCGCAAUGGCGGAGCUGCUCGAGGCGUGUACCGUGCAGGUGGAGCUUGCGGUCGGCGCCGAGGCGCUCGCAGCGUGGCUGCCUACUGCGCCGCACGUCCCGCCGCGAUUGCAGCGCCUCGUAGAGCACGCUUCGCUGCCGCUGCACGCAUGGCAGCGCUUUGACGCACUCGGCAAUCCGCCGCCGCCCCCGACGCGCGAUCCGUGGGCCGUGCCGCUGGAGAAUUGCGGCGCGCUUCCGCUGGAGGUGUGCGAUACGUGCAAAACACGCGAUGGCGUGCCCAACACGGGGGAGCGCUCCGCGCCGCCCCUGUGGCUCACGAGCGAACAGACGUACGGAGAUAUGGACAACAUGCCCCUUGGCGCGCAGACGAUCGCGUCGCGCGCCACGCUGCAGGAUGGCAUGAAACGUGCGCGGUAUGUCUAG
This is a messenger RNA of Malassezia vespertilionis, 4143 nucleotides long. RefSeq names its product RNA polymerase II mediator complex subunit (gene SRB8). The coding region runs from base 1 to 4143 and encodes 1380 amino acids. Gene Ontology annotation, biological process: regulation of transcription by RNA polymerase II. Gene Ontology annotation, cellular component: mediator complex. Gene Ontology annotation, molecular function: transcription coregulator activity. Lineage: Eukaryota; Fungi; Basidiomycota; Malasseziomycetes; Malasseziales; Malasseziaceae. The transcript has a single exon. The record is from RefSeq and is a predicted model, not a curated record.